ACCCCGUCGUAGCAGAUCAAGACGACCCCGCCCUCAUCACCAAUAAUUGUGAUAUUUCUUCCCUGUAUUCUCAAUUUCUCGCUGUCAACAGCCACAGCAGUCUCCUUCCCCCUCCUCUUCUUCCACCUCUCUCUCUCUCUCUCUCUCUCUCUCCUCAAUUUCCUUAAACCCUCCCCCAUCCUUCUCUCUCUCUCUAAAACCACCAACCAUUCAAUCACAAAAACCCGCAGCUUGCUCACCAAAGGGUCUUACGCUCUAACCAAGAAAAGAAAGAAACGAAGAAAGAACAGAGAGAACAGGACCCAAACAUGCUUCCCCAAUUUCUACUACUCUUUCUGGCGAUUUCAGUAUCGACCCACCUCUGUAUUUCGUCGUCGGUAUACGAGGUCCUCCGAUCCAACGGCCUUCCCAUGGGUCUGCUCCCAAACGGAGUCAACGACUUCCGUCUAGACGGCGACGGAAAAUUCGUGGCGUAUUUGGACCAGGAGUGUAAUGCCAAGUACGAGAACGAGCUGCACUACGACCGGAACGUUUCGGGGUUCCUGUCCUACGGCCAGAUCGCCAACCUGUCCGGGAUUUCGGCGCAGGAUUUGUUCCUCUGGUUCCCUGUGAAGGAAAUUCGGGUGGAUGUACCCAGCUCAGGGUUGAUUUACUUCGAUGUGGGGGUGGUGUACAAGCAGUUCUCACUGUCCAUGUUCGAGACGCCGAGGGAUUGCACGGCUGUGCCGCCGCCGGAGGUUUUGGAUGGUGGGUUUGUCGCUGGAAUUGCGAGUAAGAGUCUACCUAGCAAGCUCCGAUAUGGACUGUUUGAUUCCCUGAGGGCUAUUUCAUAGGUUGGGAAGGUAAAAAAGGAUGAUUCAAGUUGCGAAGUAGUUCGAACACUACACGGAGUUCCCAUUCGGUGUAUGUACAUGUAUUCAGAGAGUCUUGUAGCAGGGUGUUAUGCUUCAUUUCAGUGUGCCUGCUUGCAGUUUUUUGUAUAGUGCAGAGUCUGCAAAUUAGCAUACCAGCUCCUCUCAACAUAACAAUGGUGGUGAACUGGACUGAGAGGACAGCUGGCGGAAGAGAAUAUGGAAAUCAUCGGUGUCUCUAUAACGGAAAUAGACUGAGGCAGGAGCAUCGGGUUAGAAGGGUUUUCCAGGUGAUAAGUCUGCCAAAGUUUGUUUUGUAAGUUGAUUUCCUUAUGAAUGUGAACAAAGUUAUGGUCAUUGUCGAUUUUUGUAGUAUACGUAUUGGUCGACAAGAUAUACAUAUGUGAUAAAUGAAUGAGAAAUAAAAGGGAUUUUGGAAAUAUUUUCUAAA
Rhododendron vialii is the source of this 1302-nucleotide messenger RNA. RefSeq lists its product as uncharacterized. The transcript has 2 exons. The record is from RefSeq and is a predicted model, not a curated record. The coding region runs from base 309 to 833 and encodes 174 amino acids. NCBI's taxonomy places the organism in Eukaryota, Viridiplantae, Streptophyta, Magnoliopsida, Ericales, Ericaceae.